This is a messenger RNA of Sander lucioperca (pikeperch), 2198 nucleotides long. Its product is annotated as galectin-6-like. The record is from RefSeq and is a predicted model, not a curated record. Lineage: Eukaryota; Metazoa; Chordata; Actinopteri; Perciformes; Percidae. The transcript is spliced from 14 exons. Bases 250 to 1374 code for a protein of 374 amino acids. Gene Ontology annotation, molecular function: carbohydrate binding.
CACACACACACACACACACACACACACACAUUUAACACUGUCUUUUGUUGUAAUGUGCCACUCCUCUGCCGGGUCAACGGUUAAUGGGCAUCUUGUACUUCCAAAGUCAACAUGGUGAUGCAGCCCUGGGCUUGGUACCCUGCUCUGCCCCUCCCGUAUCACUUGUAUAAAACAAGGCCUCCAGCAGAGAUCAGUUCCUGACAAAACCCUCCCGAUUCUGUCUGCCCGUCCGUCUCACCUACUGCUGCCAUGUCGUUUGUUGCUCCUCCUGGCUAUCAGCCAAUCUACGGCCCUAGAAUUCCCUAUCUGGGGCCAAUUCAUGGAGGCCUGAGGGAAGGGGUGUCCAUUUACAUCCAGGGGUCCAUUCCUGAGAACAUUACCAGGUUCUUAGUCAACCUGCUCUGCGGAGAGUCUGAGUCCAGCGACAUCGCCCUCCACUUUAACCCUCGAUUUGACGGCCGGGACAAGGUGGUCUUUAACUCUUGUCAGGAGGGAUCCUGGGGUUCUGAGAACAAGAUCCGUGAUAUGCCCUUCAGGAAAGGCCAGGUCUUUGAAAUGGUCAUCCUGGUCAAUUCUCAGGGCUACCAGAUUAAAGUCAAUGGGAAUGACUUCUACACCUUCGAACAUCGUCUCCCUUUGAACAGGGUUUGCGCAUUGCAGAUCGCAGGAGAUGUUUCCAUCCAGACAAUUAACAUCAUAGGGGGUGGAAUGGGAGGUGGAAUGGGAGGUGGAAUGGGAGGUGGAAUGGGAGGUGGAAUGGGAGGAGGAAUGGGAGUAAGUAUACAGGGAGGAUAUCCAGGAGGUGGCAUGGGGGGAGGAUACCCAGGUGGCAUGGGAGGAGGAAUGGGAGGAGGAAUGGAAGGAGGAUAUCCAGGAGGUGGCAUGGGGGGUGGAUAUCCAGGAGGAAUGGGAGGUGGUAUGGGGGGAGGAUCAAGCCUGCCGGGCAUGGGCGGGCAGCCGGUCUACAAUCCUCCUGUGCCCUACUCCAACAUGAUCCCAGGAGGGAUGUACCCUAAGCGGACCAUCAUCAUCAGAGGCAUGGUGCCCUAUGGAGCAGAAAGAAUCGGCAUCAACUUUAAGGUGAGCAGAUCUCGGGACAUUGCCUUCCAUAUGAACCCCAGGGUGAGGGAUGGCAUCGUGGUGAGGAACAGCAUGAUUGGAGGUAACUGGGGCCAGGAGGACAGAGAGGCCAGCUUGAACCCCUUCAUGGAGGGACAGUACUUUGAUAUGUCGAUUCGCUGCGGGAACCAGAGGUUCAAGGUGUUUGUGAAUGGGCAGCACUUGUUCGACUUUGUCCACCGCCUACAGUCCUUUAAUGAGAUUGACAUGCUGGAGAUAGAAGGCGACGUGCAGAUCUCCUACAUCCACUUCUGAGACCACACACACCUUUUAGACACUAUAAAUUCUGUACAUUAUUCAUCUAUUUCAUGGGUUUUUCAGUGUUUAGAUGAUAUUUCAGAGGAUAUGUCAGCCACUGUGUUAUCUCAGGUUCUUAAUCUUCCUGCUGUGUGAUCAUAAAUCUUAAUUCGACAAAACGUUACCUCAUCGCCGGCUGUAUUGUUAAUAAACUUGUCACUUACACAUAUGCUAUGGAUGAGAUUAAUAUUGACUACACCAAAGCUCAGGAGGAGAGCUCAUUCACGAUGAACACAUUUAUUUCUUAUACAAAAUACUGCAGGUACUGUAUAAAACUUUGUUUACAAAUCAUGACAAUAUAAAGGCAAUUAUAGUACAGUCUUCUCCCAAUUCAACACAUCAGGAGAAUCACAAUCCACACACACAUUUACUGUAAUGCAAAAUACUGGCUCUCUGAAGGCACUGAAGGUAAAGAUUUAAGGCUGAACUGACUGUAAUCACAAAGAAGGAGAUUCAGUUUUUGCUGGAAUCCCCUCGGAGGAUCAGUUUUUCUUUUUGUCCAAAGACCAAAAUGUUUCAAACACACUAGUUGGUGUAACACACUGCUGGUGUAUCUAUCUGCUUUCAAAUUGGUAAAAUAUUUGUACAGACCAAAUUAGACGAGUGCCUCAGUCUCAGCACCACUUUCUGUAGUUCACAAACAAUGGAGGACUAUCACUCAAUGAGCAUACAGUACCAAAUGUAUAGCAAGAAAUGUACAUUUCAUCUUAACAAGGAAUUUCAGUAAUGCUACAGGUAUAAAGGAUAACUGUAUACUGUUUCAUAUAUAAGUACCUUUGAUG